This is a messenger RNA of Sphaeramia orbicularis (orbiculate cardinalfish), 2838 nucleotides long. RefSeq names its product info leucine-rich repeat, immunoglobulin-like and transmembrane domains 3a (gene lrit3a). The transcript has 4 exons. Gene Ontology annotation, molecular function: protein binding. Bases 197 to 2062 code for a protein of 621 amino acids. NCBI's taxonomy places the organism in Eukaryota, Metazoa, Chordata, Actinopteri, Kurtiformes, Apogonidae. The record is from RefSeq and is a predicted model, not a curated record.
CCCCCAAGCUGUCAAUCUACCAGGUCACCUGUGCUGUAAUUAGAUUCUCAUGCUGUGUACCGUUGUGGACUUAGAAACCUCUUUUUUUUUCUCCAUUUGUUUUAAGUGAAGUUUGAUUCUUCGGAUUCUCAAUGAAUACGAAAGUACUUUCUCCUGAUCUACCGACGUGAGAUUUUGAGGGGCAUUCGCUGAAAUCAUGCAUCAACUUCUCUAUGUGCAUGUAUUCCUAUGCUGCCUCAGUAUGGCUCAUCCCUUUUGUCCUUCCCAAUGUACCUGUGUCUCCCACGGACGUAACGAAGGAACGGGAAUGAGAUCUGUGCUCUGCAAUGACCCAGACAUGUCUGAUAUUCCUGUCAACGUCCCAGUGGAUACAAUCAAACUUCGUGUUGAGAAAACUGCUGUGCGACGGAUCCCAACAGAAGCGUUUUACUACCUGGUGGAGCUACGGUACCUGUGGAUUACUUACAAUUCAAUAAGCUCGGUGGAUUCUGGAAGUUUUUAUAACCUCAAAUUACUCCACGAGCUGAGGCUGGAUGGAAAUUUGAUCUCAAUGUUUCCGUGGGAGUCUCUGAAGGAGAUGCCCAAGCUGAGGACACUGGAUCUGCACAACAACAGAAUCGCCACGCUUCCCAUAGAGGCCAUCCCAUACCUUCUCAACAUUACAUACUUGGAUUUGUCCAGCAACAAACUGGCCACUCUACCCUCAGAGCUCAUGGAUAUUUGGCCUCCGUUCAAUGGAGAACCAGUUAUUUCUAAUGCUUCUCAAAAAGUUGUGUUAGGCCUUCAAGAUAAUCCCUGGUUCUGUGACUGUAAAAUCUCCAAACUGAUUGAGCUCUCCAAAAUGACUGGCACACCAGUGGUUUUGAUGGAUCUAUUUCUGACCUGCAGUGCACCAGAGAAUCUAGCUGGUGUUCUUUUUCAACGUGCAGAACUGGAAAAUUGUGUAAAACCUUCAGUCAUGACUUCUGCGACCAAGAUUACAUCUCCUUUAGGCAGUAAUGUUCUCUUGAGAUGUGAUGCAACAGGGUUUCCAACACCAAAUCUAUCCUGGGUCAAAACUGACGGUUCACUUGUCAACAACACAGUUCAAGAAUCUCCUGGAGAGGGCAUUAGAUGGUCCAUCAUGAGCUUGCAUGGAAUACUGUACAAAGAUGCUGGGGACUACAGCUGCAAGGCCAAAAAUGUUGCGGGGAGAGCAGAAGCCACAAUUUCUCUCUCAGUUGCGGGCACCUUCAGUACCACCAUCGCUCCAGUAAGGCCUAGCAUUGGAACAGGACCAACCAGUCAAGAAACAACACUCAUCCCCUUAGCAGAUGUUUCAAAUCCGCCCUCUGUUGCGUCUACAAUCCUCCCAAGAACACAAACGCCAGUUCCGGUCACCCCCAAGAAACAAAAAACUACACCAAGCAACAGUGUACAGAAAAGCACACCUGCAAAAAUUAAGUCCCCAAAGACUGUCAAAGACCUCAAGAUUGUAGAGGAAACAUCUGACAGUGCGGUGUUGCUUUGGACAACAGAUGGACUACCAAAUGACGCCCCAGUUACAGUUGUAUAUUCACCUUAUGGUGAAGAUGACAGCAAGGAAACAAUUGAGACUAAUGCAGGCAGUGGCAAAAUUCUGCUAGAGGGACUAUCACCUGGGAAAAGGUACUCUGUUUGCCUUGUAGCAAAGGGUAGUACAGCUAAAAAAGAUCCAUGCAUCGACUUUGGACAAGUAUUGGACAAUGAAGAAGAUGGUGGACAGAGCCAGCUGUUCAUGAUCAUAAGUGGCAUUGCUUGUGCAUUAAUUUUGCCACUUAUUGCAUUUCUGAUCUACAAGAUUCUUGCUUUGUAUUGCAAGGGACAACACCCUGCCAUUGAUGAACAGGAGCUUGAAAAAGAGAGCUACGUUAAGUUUGAGACAAUAUCAAUGAAGCAAAGGACCUUGAACUCUCAUCCAACAGAGCUUUGGGCAAGGAGGCCAACUCAUGAAUCAGAGCGGAUGCUACUCUGCUCCAGGUCAAGUAUAGACUCCCAAAUGACCUAUAAGAGUGACAGUUCCCGGUCUGAGUAUCUUUGCUGACACCAGGGAUCCAUGGCCACUGGCCAAAUGCCAUUCUUUAUAUGAAAUCCUGUUUAUUUGCCUUUUAUGACACUGAUCAACACUAAAUUGAUAUUAUUCAUGUAUUUUUUUCAAAGUGGUUUGAUACUGUUCGUAAUAUAUGUGCAGAUACAACAAAAUGUAUCAAGAUUUUCUACAUCUGUGGCACAAUUAGGCAAUCAUUUGCUGUAAUGUAAUAUUUUCAGCAUUUUAUAUUAACUAUGGACUUAUAAACAUGUAUACAAUGAUAUACACAGGUUUAGAAAACAUGAAAAGGUUCCAGUGGGUGGUUAAGAAGUGUGAACAUUUUGUUAAAUUCCUGGCAAUUCCUGAUCAUUGACUGAUCUGUUGAUAUCUAACGAUAUCUUUAUUAAUUUCCUUAUUUGUUCAUGAGCCUUAUAUUUGAUGAAGAGUUUUGAGUGGUUGUGGCUGCAGCACAGCACUUUUGUUGGACUUACAAAUAGUCACAUAUAGUACCUUCCAAAGAGCCUGUUACCGGUGGUGCUCAAUGCCAAAAACUGUCAAGAAGUGUCAGAUAUGAUACGUGGUGGUGUCAAAAAAAAAAAAAAGCUCCAUCCCAUCCCAUUAACAACAUCAUUGUUGCUUCAAGCUGAUUGUGGCCUUACUGGACAAGAAAGUACUGUGUAGAAUGUGUGACUCGUCUAAUAAACAUUGCCAGUUUCUAUGGAUUUAUGUAUAUAUUUCUCUAUAAAUGGAGUUAUAGGUUUGUUUUUAAUAAACCCAAAAACUGAUACAUU